AUGGUUCCGAAGGAUCCUAGCUUCAUGGCAAAGAAUUUUACCAUUUCAUUAGACAAUGUUACAAGUGGACGUCUGCACACAUUGAUAACUUCUGCAUUCAGUCAUAUGGAUGUUGGCCAUAUCAUUUCUAACAUGAUUGGAUUAUAUUUUUUUGGGACGAAUAUUGGAAGAGUUUUUGGGCCUGAAUUUUUGCUAAAGUUGUAUCUAGCUGGGGCUGUUGGUGGCUCGGUCUGUUUCUUGGUGCACAAAGCCUACAUGGCCGCGUCAUCGAAGGGCUGGCAACCAUGGAACAUGGACCCAUCAAAAAUACCGGGACUGGGCGCAAGCGGGGCUGUUAAUGCUAUCAUGUUGCUUGAUAUAUUCCUCUUCCCAAAAUCUACCCUCUACUUGGAGUUUAUCAUACCAGUUCCCGCCAUCCUGCUGGGGAUCUUUCUAAUUGGGAAAGAUGUCUUGAGGAUAAUAGAGGGAGACAGUCAUAUCUCAGGAGCUGCACACUUGGGGGGUGCUGCAGUUGCAGCCAUAGCCUGGGCACGGCUUCGGAAGGGGCGUUUUUGA
Messenger RNA from Prunus armeniaca (apricot), 555 nucleotides. The record is from the annotation of a GenBank genome assembly. Lineage: Eukaryota; Viridiplantae; Streptophyta; Magnoliopsida; Rosales; Rosaceae.